Hemibagrus wyckioides is the source of this 2184-nucleotide messenger RNA. It is a transcript of the gene nptna, whose product is annotated as neuroplastin a. The coding region runs from base 213 to 1043 and encodes 276 amino acids. The record is from RefSeq and is a predicted model, not a curated record. Lineage: Eukaryota; Metazoa; Chordata; Actinopteri; Siluriformes; Bagridae. The transcript is spliced from 8 exons.
GCUGCGCUCUCGGGUUUCACAGGGGGUGGAUGGAGCAGGUGCUCUCUGCUUACCGCACGCUAUUGCUAGGCGACCGGCGUGCCCAGUGACCCGUUUCAGGUUUGCGCUCUCACUCUAACGAGCCUGUCUUUAUCAUCAGCUCCCUGCUAAACCCUACGCAGAGUUUCAUACCCAUAGUGUCGGUAGGCUAUACCUGCCAGACGAGACAGAAGAUGUCUGGUUCGGGGAAUGGAGUGAUGCUGGUGUUCGGAGUGGCGGUGCUGCUUGCGGUGUCUGCUAUGACCGAGCCAUCAAUCAAUGCAUCAGACCACCUCACCCUACUAACAGAUUACCAUGGGCCGCCAGUCACACUCCAGUGUAACCUGACUUCCACAUACAAUCAACAGGAGAGCUUUUGGAUGAAGAACGGAGAGGAGAUCCAAGGAACCCGGACAGAGCUGAAGGCCAUUGAGUACACUAUCCUUAAACCGAGGGCAGAUGAUGCUGGAGAGUAUAUGUGUGUGUACAUAUUUGAAAAUGGCCCACCCGUCAAUGCCACCAUUGAAGUGAAAGCUGCUCCAGACAUCACUGGACACAAGCGCAGUGAGAAUAAGAAUGAGGGAGAAAGCGCUGUCCUCUACUGCAAGUCGGUUGGCUACCCUAACCCUGUCUGGUCCUGGCGCAAGCUAGACAACGGUGUCCCUUUUGAGAUUGACAACUCCUCCCGCCGCUUUUUCAUCAGCAGCAAGGACAACUACACAGAGCUGUCAAUCAUUAACCUGGACAUCAAUUCUGAUCCUGGAGAAUACGAGUGCAACGCCACUAACAUUGUUGGCACUUCUCGCAUGACCUCAGUGCUUCGUGUGCGGAGUCACCUGGCUCCCCUCUGGCCCUUCCUGGGCGUCGUUGCUGAAGUCCUCAUUUUGAUCCUCAUCAUUGUCAUCUAUGAGAAACACAAGAAGCCUGAUGACGUUCAAGAUGAUGAUGAAUCAGCUGGGCCAAUGAAAACUAAUUCAACUAACAAUCACAAAGACAAAAACCUACGUCAAAGGAAUACAAAUUAAAACCACUAGUACGACGAAUUCGAAGACAUUCAUAUCAUGACCAUUUGAACGUAACAGCUCAUUGUAUAAGAAAGCAAAUAUUUGGUGUUAAGAAAGUGUUUGUGAGGUGAAAUAUCAAUGACCACUCAAGGCAUGCCUUAUGAAUGUGAUGGCGAGAGGAUGUAUGCUGGGAAACGUUACUAAUAACAGUGUAAAUAUUAUGAACAUUUUCUUGCAUGAUUGUGUUGCUUUCGAUAUUUUUAUCUUUUCUCCAAAAUGCCUUUUGUUUUGUUUUUUCAUGUCAAAGAACUAGAGAUAUGUAGUGCAUGCAAUAUUAACCUACUGUCUGGGAAAGAUGUGAGGUUUUAUGUGUGUAUUUCAGUGUCAACACGUAAAUACUAUUAAUAAUUCAAUCAAAUCAUCAGCUUUGUGUUGUUAGCCAAUGGACCCCCAUGUUUCUUGUAUGACAGUUUUUGUACAGUUGAUCAUUUCACUGCAUAUCUUUUAGUAAAAUGGCUUACCUUUGCAUUAGUAACUUUAUUUAAGUCAUAGGUUUUAAUAAUGGAUAAGGGCUUUACAAUGUCCUGUAAUGAUUCAUUUUGACAUAUAUAUAUUGUACAUGAAUUUAUUUAUGUAUGUAUCCUGCCACUGGAGAUAUCCAUAGUUAUCUGAAUGUUAUCCAUCCUGAUGCACUAAGUGUUCAGACGAAUUCUGAAUUGGUAAUGUCAUUUUCUAAUGCUAAACCUUAUCUAUGACUCGGCUUUUUACAUAUGCAUACUAUACAGCAUGGCUUUUAUUCUAUGCAAUAUUUGUUCAUAAAUAUAUAAUUAUAUAUAUAUAUAUAUAUAUAUAUAUAUAUAUAUAUAUAUAUAUAUAUAUAUAUAUAUAUAUAUAUAUAUAGUAGAAUAAGCAUUUUUUACUAUUGGCUUUUAGUUGUGUGUUAAAGCUUUAAUAUAAUAGGUUUGCCAUUGAUAGCUAAGUGCACUGUUCAGACUAAGAAUGAGCCCUGGAAAUAUCCAGCUUCACACAGCACCAUUACAUCAAGAGCAAGAGCUCCCUGCCAGUGCAGAGGCCCAACGCUACAGACAAAAGAAACUGAGACAAAGCGGACGGUCAUAUAGCACUUCCAUAUCAUUUUUAACAAUUAAACAUUCUAAUAUUA